Molecule: messenger RNA, 1731 nt
Organism: Aspergillus japonicus CBS 114.51
Lineage: Eukaryota; Fungi; Ascomycota; Eurotiomycetes; Eurotiales; Aspergillaceae
Product: putative serine/threonine-protein phosphatase
Exons: 3
Coding region: 187-1479 (430 amino acids)
Biological process (GO): polyphosphate catabolic process
Cellular component (GO): cytoplasm
Molecular function (GO): endopolyphosphatase activity; phosphatase activity
Source: RefSeq, a predicted model, not a curated record
UUCCCCCCCCCCCCCUCUCCCCUACAAUCUACCUCUCUAUGACCCUGUAAAUCUCUGUCACCUCUUUCCUAUCUAUUAGACCGGUCUUUUCCUGCUUUCGUCCUGGAAAUUCUUUGGAUUCAGUGUCCGGAAGCCAUCCCCAACCGCCGUCGCCAUUUCCGACUCGCCGACCGGCCAUCACCAACCAUGGCGUCCACCCAUCAUCCCCACUACCACCACGACACCGAAAGCCUCGACUACUCCUCCGACGGCUCCGACGAUGUCCCCUUCCUCCAGAACGCGCUGAAUCCGACCCGCCGGGUCAAACGAUAUACGCGCCCAUUGAUCGACUACGUGCGCAACGAAUGGCAAUCCAACACGAAAUACUCGUCGGGCUCGUCGCCCGACCGCUCAGAAACGCCCCGCUGGGUGCAGAUGGUCCUGUCCAUCGUCGCCGCCCCGCGCUUCCGUCGCUAUGCGAUCAUCUACACCGCCCUGUUUCUGUCCUGUCUGCUGGGCUGGCAGUUCGUGCUGUCGCCGCGGUUGCAGGAGCACUCGGAAUUGACCAAGUCGCUGAACCCAAACACAAAGGAGACGGUGGGCGGGUGGUACGGGACCAAUGCGCUCCCGAGCUUCGAGGGCGUCCUGCAGCUGAAGACGUUGGAUUCCUCGCUGCUGCCGGCGAAGGAGGCGCCCAAGCCGGGCGCGGGGAGCACGAGACGGUUGAUUGUGGUGGGGGACGUGCAUGGGUGCCGGACUGAGUUGGAACGCCUGCUCGAGGAAGUGACCUUCAAUGAAAAGACCGACCACCUCAUCUUCACCGGCGACCUGAUCAGCAAAGGCCCCGACAGCCCCGGCGUGGUCGACCUCGCCCGCAAACACUCCGCCUCCUGCGUGCGCGGCAACCACGAAGAUCGCGUCCUGCUGGUGCGACAAGAACUCUUGGAAAUGGACGCCAUGACGGACACGUCGGGCGACGAGUACAUGGACGGGCUGUCGACGUCCGGCGCUCAGAAGGAUCUCAAAUUGGCCCGCAACCUGACCGACGAGCAGGCGGAGUGGCUCGACGCCUGCCCCGUGAUCUUGAACGUUGGGCACAUCCCCACGAUGGGCCAGGUGGCCGUGGUGCAUGGCGGGCUGGUCCCCGGCGUGGAUUACGACAAGCAAGAUCCGUUCAGUGUGAUGAACAUGCUGACGAUCGAUCUGGACACUCACCUCCCGAGUUCCAGUCGCGAUGGAAAGAAGUGGACCAAGUUAUUCAACAAACACCAAUCCCUUACCUACAAGUCCACCAAGCACGCCGACGCCCAGGCCACCGACGCCCAGGCCACGACCGUCAUCUACGGCCACGACUCCAAGUCCUCCCUCAGCAUCACCACCUACACCAAGGGUCUGGACUCGGGCUGCGUCAAGGGCGGGGAGCUGACCGCCUUGGUCAUCGCCGACGGGGGCGAGCAGAAGGUCAUCCAGGUCCGGUGUAACAACUAUCUGGAGAAGUAGGCAGUUCUUGGCAAUGUCUUUGUUUGUUUGCUUCAGGGCGAUGCUCUCUUCUGUUUCUAUGUAUACAUACAUGGUUCUUCUGCUGGUCUGGAGAGGAUGUAUCAUUGGCUUUUUGGAUCGAUUGGGUAUGCAUAUGCAUGUGCACGGCGUUUUUCUGAGUUCCGGUUCGAAUUGGUGGAAUUAGCAUGGUUGAGUCGAAUCGAUGUAUUGUGUAUAUUUACCUGACCGUCGACUUAGAGUAUAAGACUGCGG